CAUGACACAAACAACAUUGACGAUGAUGGCGUUACGCGUUGAUGCACCAGCUCCAGAGUUCAGAUAACGACACAUUAAAUUAAAAUGGAUGACACCACUUAUAAUUUACAAGAUGGAUACGGUUCGUCGGACGGUGAGACUACUUCGAAUUCAUUUUUAGCGGAUGAGCGAGGUCCUGGAGAUCGCGUCGAAGCCAGUGAGUCCACCGGCAGUGCAGGCAGCGGUGGCGACUCGGAGCAAGAAAUCGAAAUGAUUCUCAGACCUCGGAACGUGCGGGCUCGCUCCAAAGAAAGACACAUGUUUGAUGACGAUGACGAUAGUUCUACAGACUCGGAAGAAGAGGAAGAAAACAGGCGAGCGAUGAGGGAGCAAGAUUCGGACAGUAGCAGCUCGAGCACAGAGUCAGAGAACACACAAAUAUGGGUACCAGCUAGGAACAGUACUACUCUGAAAGUCUCACGCUCAAAAGACCAAAUAUGGCUACCGAGCAGCGUUUCCAAUACCAGCAUGCCCUCCUUGCCUAAUGGCGGCACAUCAGUCCGUAACAGUAUGGUCAGUCAGAGCACCACAGGAAGGGUGGAAACGUCGCUUGUCAUUGAUCCUGAACCCUGUGGAAAUGGAGAUUCAGGUAUAGGUAAUGGCAGUCCAGAGACCCAGAGCACAGUGGAGCACUACCCGUCCCACACAGAGAUCAGGCCAGCCACCCCCGGGUCCAUGGGCUCCCUGGAGUACAGAGCAGGGCUGUGCAAUGGUGAUGUUCAAGCACUACGCAACAUGCAGGAAGCUUUCAGAUCCAGCCUGUUUAACAUCCUUAGUGGGCUGUACUCCAUCUUUGUCAUCAUCCUUGGUGCUGUGCUGCCCAUUGCUGAAAUAUUUGCACAGCCUGUGGCCAUUAACUUCUUUGAGGCAUUUUAUAUCUACCUGUAUGGCGUCAGCAUCAUCUUCCUGAUUUAUGUCUACGCAUUUCUUCUGCAAAAUGCCACUUCGGAAUAUACUCGCAAGAGGGCACAACAGGCAAAUAAUGCUCACACCGCCAUCUUGGAAAAAUCUCGCAAAGUGUCCAUUGACAGCAGUGGGAGCCAUCACACUGGGAGCUUUUAUUUGAGACUAGGCGCUGUGGGGUUUGGAAUAGGGAACAUGCUCCUGGAUGGAUUAAGAUUUGGGGAGUUCUUUGAAAUGGACCUGUCCUCUCCUUGCAGUAACAUCCUUCUUGCCGUCAGACCUAUGGUGCAUCUGGUCUUUACCUUUGUACAGCUCUAUUUUAUCUUCCUCAACUCUAAGAUGUGUAUUCACAAAUACAAAGUCCUGGCACGGUUUGGUCUGAUGCACAUGUUUGCCACCAAUAUCUGUGUGUGGUUGCGCAAUCUCAUGAAGGAAACGUUACGCGAGCUGCAGCACAAAGCGGUGAACACGAGUCUGACGGAGUAUCUCUCUCUUCAACACUUCACUCCAGUACAUCUAAGAGAUGCUGCAGGGGUGUUAAAACAAGGAGCAGCAGAGGCACCAAAUUACAACAUCAGUACCAACAUGACCACCAGGAACCCUCCGAUCUUGACCCUGUUAGACUGCCAGAGACGGGACAUUAUGGGGAAUGUGGUGGACCAGGCAGCCCCAUAUCUGUACCCAUGUGCUGUACAGUAUAGCCUCAUUGGUUCAGCCAUUCUUUACACAAUCUGGAGGAACAUUGGCAAGAGAACAAGUCCCCUUUCUACAUUUUAUUCUACAAUCCAAAACAACUGGUCACCAAAGAACAAAGUUCAGACCCAGCGUCCAGUCUGUGACAAUCAGCGCCAAAUAGUGGACUGUCAAGGUUCUACCAAAGGACUGUUUGUGGGCAUUCUCCUCCUGGUAGUGACCAUCAUCUCGAUGAUUGCAUUCUUUGUGCUGGUUGAGAAGCCAUCGUACCAAAGUAUUGCCGUUAUUGUCGUCCAUGCCGCGGAGAUUACCCUGCACCUUAUCACAGCAGUCACAGUCUUAGCUGCAUUUUUCAGAGUGCAGGAUCUGUAUUUUAAUAUCAAAAAAGACAUAGGGUUGGAUGAGACUCUCCUGCUUAUCUCCCUCACUGGUGUAUAUAUUUUCUCAAUUUUCAGUAUUGUCGCAGGGUAUUACAACACAACUACGUACGGUGGCACCCUUAUAGUGGUGACAGGAACUCUUCAACUUCUUGAGUCCUCUUUGUUGACAAUAUUUGUCCUGAAUGGACUGAGGCGGCGAUCGUACAAACCAAGCCAUGAGGAGAGCAAGCCUGGCAGAGAACUUGUUACCUUCUUAUUAGUAUGUAAUAUUGCCAUGUGGGGGGUUAACAUCUUUCAAACAAGGAGGGCAGAAGUCAAUCCAGUUCAGACUGAUUUCUACGGCAACCUGCUUUGGGUGAUUAUUUCGCACAUUUCUACACCAUUGAACAUAUUCUUCCGCUUCCAUGCAGCUGUCUGCCUAGCCAAUAUUUGGAGAAAUGCGUACAAGGUCAAGGUCAAGUAAACAAAAGUUUAAGUCACUAAGUAAUUCAUUUUGCUUCUGUCCUUAUUAUGGUAUAGGUAGCUAUCAAAGUAAUACUCUAGAAAUGUGGUUUCAAGCCGUUGAAACUAAUAUUUUCCACUUUUAUUGGCAAGGAACACUCAUUUGCUUUUUUGGUGCCGAAAUAAAGUGGGUGAAAAUAAAAUUUGAACUAUAUUGGAUUUUGAUUUAAUACUUGUUUAAAAUGAGUAUAAUCUAAUAUUUCCAAGAUAUUUGUUUUUGUAUCCUCAUAAGCUGAUUAAUGAUUUAGAGACAGGUAUCCUCAAAGAGGUUAUUUAUUUUGAAAUAGUUGUUGGAUAAAUAUUAAACACGCACUGCCACAUUUAUACAUCUCCUCUUUGCAUCUUAAGUGUAAGUUCUAUGAUGAAUAAUACUGAUGUACAAAUAAAAAAUACUGGGCAGUAAUAUAUACCGGUAAGACAGUUAUGAAAUAGAUAAUUGUGCAGACAUUUUUCAUUUUUGCUUUUGCUGUAAGUGUGUAGGUCUUGGCUUAUCGGUACUCCUAGUGUACUCCUAAUGUUAAUAGCUACUGUAACAGACACUUUGGUCCUGUUUUCACAUGCUAUACAUAAUGCUUUCAAAGUAUGUUUAAAUGUUAUAGAAAAAGGUGCAACAUUUACCUAAAUCAGUCCAUGUAUUUUAGUAAUAAAUAUGCUAGUAGACAAUCGAGUUAUCAUGUAAGUAAUAUAUGAAUAUGGCAUAGUGAAGUAUUUUUGAUACAAAGAAUUGUAUGUAUCUUUAUCUGCCUUUGUAUCAAGCAUGUUUUUACAAAUCUGUUCUUGUUAUAUAUUAGUUGCAAUACCAUUUAACUACAAUAUAUAUAUAUCUGUUAGUGGUCCAAAGUCUUACUUGUAGACUGGAAACUUUUUGAAUUAUAUUCAUAAUGAGAUGUGUACUUGCCAUUGUAAUAAUGGAGUUUUUAUGAAUUAAUGGACAUUAUCUUUUUGUUGAAUUUGUUUGAACCAUUCCUUAUUUUUUCUGCAGAUCUCUUCUUGUAAAUGUACAUUUGCAGAUGCCGAAGUCUAUGUAUCUGUUACCAAAUAUGUCUUACCAAGUACAGUUAAUGACACCAUGGGGG
This is a messenger RNA of Lingula anatina, 3592 nucleotides long. RefSeq names its product proton channel OtopLc. Gene Ontology annotation, molecular function: proton channel activity. The record is from RefSeq and is a predicted model, not a curated record. Gene Ontology annotation, biological process: proton transmembrane transport. Gene Ontology annotation, cellular component: membrane. NCBI's taxonomy places the organism in Eukaryota, Metazoa, Brachiopoda, Lingulata, Lingulida, Lingulidae.